Molecule: messenger RNA, 702 nt
Organism: Talaromyces proteolyticus
Lineage: Eukaryota; Fungi; Ascomycota; Eurotiomycetes; Eurotiales; Trichocomaceae
Product: RWD domain-containing protein
Exons: 2
Coding region: 1-702 (233 amino acids)
Biological process (GO): cytoplasmic translation
Molecular function (GO): protein binding
Source: RefSeq, a predicted model, not a curated record
AUGGGCCGGGAGGAGCAGGUUGAGGAGCGAGAAGUUCUCGAUUCCAUUUUUCCAGAGGAAAUAUCAGAUGUAUCAGAAACAUCUUAUCGAAUAACGAUUACGCUUGACAUCGAGCCAGAAGCCGAAUCCGAUGAAGAACCACCGAUUUUGAUACUACAAGUUUCAUAUCCCGAAGCAUAUCCUGAUGUAGCGCCCGACCUUGAAAUUUCGACUCCUCCAAAUGCCCCAAAACACUCUCGUUUCGAUGUGCAGGAAGACAAGGCACAACUCAUGGAAGCGCUUCAACCCAGCAUUGAGGAGAAUAUCGGCAUGGCGAUGGUAUUCACACUUGUCAGCACUCUGAAAGAAGCGGCGGAAGGCUUAAUAGCGGAACGCAUAGAGUCUGACAAACAAGCACAUGAGAGAGAAAUUUUAAAGGCAGAGGAGGAAGAGAACAGGAAAUUCCAGGGAGCCCUCGUUACAAAGGAGAAAUUCCUUGAGUGGAGAGAGAAAUUCCAAAAGGAGUUGGAAGAAGAGGAGCAGCGAUUACGGGAAGAGAAAGAAGCAGAGGAGAAGAAAAAGAAACCGUCUGCUCGUGAGGAGGUGAAGCUCACAGGAAGACAGCUUUGGGAGAGAGGUUUGGUAGGAAAGGGCGACGAUGAUGAAGAAGGCGACGAUGAUGUGGUGUCUGGUGUUGCCGAGAAAUUGCAAAUCUCAUCAUAG